GCCCCUCCCGCAACGCUCAAGCCCGGGGUCCCCGCCGGCUUGCCUACCCGCCAUGGCCGACAAGGAAGCAGCCUUUGAUGACGCAGUAGAAGAACGUGUGAUCAACGAAGAAUACAGAAUAUGGAAAAAGAACACCCCUUUUCUUUACGAUUUGGUGAUGACCCAUGCUCUGGAGUGGCCUAGCCUAACUGCACAGUGGCUUCCAGAUGUAACCAGACCAGAAGGGAAAGAUUUCAGUAUUCAUCGACUUGUUCUGGGGACACACACGUCGGAUGACCAAAACCACCUUGUGAUAGCCAGCAUGCAGCUCCCUAACGAUGAUGCUCAGUUUGAUGCUUCACACUACGACAGUGAAAAAGGAGAAUUUGGAGGUUUUGGCUCGGUUAGUGGAAAAAUUGAAAUAGAAAUCAAGAUCAACCAUGAAGGACAGGUAAACAGGGCACGCUAUAUGCCCCAGAACCCUUGCAUCAUUGCAACAAAGACUCCAUCCAGUGAUGUUCUUGUUUUUGACUAUACAAAACAUCCUUCUAAACCAGACCCUUCUGGAGAGUGCAACCCAGACCUGCGUCUCCGUGGACAUCAGAAGGAAGGCUAUGGGCUUUCUUGGAACCCAAAUCUCAGUGGGCACUUACUGAGUGCUUCAGAUGACCACACCAUCUGCCUGUGGGACAUAAGUGCUGUUCCAAAGGAAGGGAAAGUUGUGGAUGCGAAGACCAUCUUCACAGAGCACACGGCAGUAGUAAAGGAUGUCUCCUGGCAUCUGCUCCAUGAGUCCCUCUUUGGGUCGGUUGCUGAUGAUCAGAAACUCAUGAUCUGGGAUACUCGUUCAAACAAUGCUUCCAAGCCAAGCCACUCAGUUGAUGCUCACACUCCUGAAGUGAACUGCCUUUCUUUCAAUCCUUAUAGUGAGUUCAUUCUUGCCACAGGAUCAGCUGACAAGACUGUUGCCCUGUGGGAUCUGAGAAAUCUGAAACUUAAGUUGCAUUCCUUUGAAUCACAUAAGGAUGAAAUAUUCCAGGUUCAGUGGUCGCCUCACAAUGAGACUAUUUUGGCUUCCAGUGGUACUGAUCGUAGACUGAAUGUCUGGGAUUUAAGUAAAAUUGGAGAGGAACAAUCCCCAGAAGAUGCAGAAGAUGGGCCACCAGAGUUGUUGUUUAUUCAUGGCGGUCACACUGCCAAGAUAUCUGAUUUCUCCUGGAAUCCCAACGAACCUUGGGUGAUUUGUUCUGUAUCAGAAGACAAUAUCAUGCAAGUGUGGCAAAUGGCUGAGAACAUUUAUAAUGAUGAAGACCCUGAAGGAAGUGUGGAUCCAGAAGGACAAGGAUCUUAGAUCAUGUCUGCACUUGUGAUUUUUAGACUCCCCUUUCCUUCCUCUCAACUCUGAGAUUGAUUUAACACUGGUGUUGAGACACCGACUUUGUUUGGUUAUCCCUCUAUAAUAAGUUCUAUCAACAAUGUUAUUAGUCCAAACAGAAGAUGUUCUCUAAAUAUUAACUGGGGGCUUCUUGAUUCAGCAAAGCCACAGACUUAUAUUUAAAUUUUCUUUAGGAAUUUUCUAGUAACAGAGGUCUAAAA
Budorcas taxicolor (takin) is the source of this 1575-nucleotide messenger RNA. RefSeq names its product histone-binding protein RBBP4-like. Gene Ontology annotation, cellular component: NuRD complex; ESC/E(Z) complex; nucleus. Lineage: Eukaryota; Metazoa; Chordata; Mammalia; Artiodactyla; Bovidae. Gene Ontology annotation, molecular function: histone binding. The coding region runs from base 53 to 1330 and encodes 425 amino acids. Gene Ontology annotation, biological process: regulation of gene expression. The transcript has a single exon. The record is from RefSeq and is a predicted model, not a curated record.